This is a messenger RNA of Candidula unifasciata, 238 nucleotides long. The record is from the annotation of a GenBank genome assembly. NCBI's taxonomy places the organism in Eukaryota, Metazoa, Mollusca, Gastropoda, Stylommatophora, Geomitridae.
GUGUGAUGGGCAUCCAGAUUGCACUGACUAUUCAGACGAAGCUUUUUGUGCAACUGUUGAGUGUGCAGCCGGGAGAUUUAAGUGUGUAGACUCCAAAGAAUGCAUCGUAGCCCAGUAUGUUUGCGACAGAGAAGCCGAUUGCCAGGAUGGUUCAGAUGAAAGAAACUGCAUCAACGGUACUUGCAGUAGCUACCAAUGGCAAUGUGCGGACAGCGACAGGUGCAUACCUCACUCGUAU